AUCCAGUCGCUGAUUGAACCCCAUCCCAUCGAUGCCCGUCCCAGCACGAGUUCAACCAGGAAAGAACAUUUGGGUAGCUGCAGGCGAUGGCGAUUUAGUUAGGGUUCGGGUAUGUAACUUGUCUUCGCUUACAGUACGUGCCAAGCUUAUCUCGUUCCUUCAGGGACUUGUUGAACAGCAAUGCAGGUGUCAUCUCAUAGUUCACAUGGUCAGGUCUGAUCCGGUCCCUCCCAGCCACAUCACCCAAUGCUCCUGAUGAAUUCACGUAUACUCCCAUGCAUGCUGUGGCCUCAUACGGGCAGCUUGAGACCCUAGCGUACCUGU
Suillus plorans is the source of this 324-nucleotide messenger RNA. RefSeq lists its product as uncharacterized. The transcript has a single exon. Bases 32 to 256 code for a protein of 74 amino acids. The record is from RefSeq and is a predicted model, not a curated record. Lineage: Eukaryota; Fungi; Basidiomycota; Agaricomycetes; Boletales; Suillaceae.